AUGUUCACGCUUUCGACAAUACAUCUGCCUAUAAUCGCACUUUUACUUUCUAAUGUUGUUGCAAACCCAACUCCUCAACCCAACCGCUUUUCUAUGCCCAUUCAAAGGAGGCUAAACCCCCGCUCUAUCGAAGACUUUGGGGCUUGGGCAAAGAGUAAUCGGGCUGGGCUUACCGCUAAAUAUGGCGGCUCUCCGACCUCGAAGCGGAGUACUGGGACAAAUUUGUUGACCAAUCAAGGAGCCGAUUCAAGUUACUUUGGCUCAUUGGCGAUUGGCAACCCCGCUGCUUCUUUUAAUGUGAUCUUGGACACUGGAUCUGCAGACCUUUGGGUCGCCGGUAGCUCGUGUAGGCAGGGCUGCAGCUCAGUGCCUACCUUUAACCCUUCAGGAUCAUCCUCUUUCGUCAACGAAAGCACCAGGUUCCAGAUCACCUAUGGUUCUGGCGCUGCCGCUGGCGUCCUUGCCACUGACACAGUCCAAAUGGCGGGAUUUUCUGUUUCGAACCAAAUUUUUGCCGUCUGCGAUGCCGUUAGUUCGGGACUCCUCACCAACCCUGUCUCCGGUUUGCUGGGCCUUGCGUGGCAGUCGAUUGCCUCGUCUGGUGCGACGCCUUUAUGGCAAACUUUGGCCGCUAACUCGUGGGAUUCGCCGGUCAUGGCAUUCCAACUAACCCGAUUCUUGAACCAGUCAAGAGCAUCGGACAGAGAGUUUGGUGGCUCUUUCACGAUGGGUUUCGUCAACAACUCAUUGUACACUGGUGAUAUCGAAUAUAUCAAUAUGCCCACCUCGAGGAGCUCGUAUUGGAUUCUUCCCAUAACCGCACUCACUGUCCAAGGUAAUUCUGUCGCUGUUCCUUCUGGCGUCAACUCGUAUGCCGCGAUUGAUACUGGAACCACACUCGUUGGCGGCCCGGAAACCGAGAUCGCCAACAUUUAUGCCCAAAUACCCGAUUCGAGAGCCGGAACCGGAGAUUUCGACGGUUAUUAUCUGUACCCCUGUGACACUCGGGUCACUGUCUCCCUUUCAUUCGGUGGCUCAACUUGGACCAUCAGCCCCGACGAUUUCGCACUGCAGGAAGUUUCACGAGGAACUUGUGUCGGUUCAUUCUUCGCGCUCAGCACAGGCAACACGGCGCCAUCAUGGAUUGUUGGCGACACAUUCCUCGUGAGCAUCUGGAUCAUUAUUUGGCACGGAACGCUUAUCAUUUCCUCGCAGAAAAAUGUGUACUCUGUGUUUCGGUACAACCCCCCAUCCAUUGGCUUUGCAAAACUUUCGCAGGUGGCUUUGGCAAUGAACGGCAAUGUCGAUCUUCCUGUCCCCAGUGCUACCAUUGGCUCUGUCUCCGCCCAGGCAACCGCUGGGAAUAAUAGGAAUUCCAGUGGAGUCGAGAGAACACACAUUCCCACUGCGGCGCUUUCUGCAGCCCUGACUGCGCUCUGGCUGCUUACAACCAUGUCAUAA
Mycena indigotica is the source of this 1461-nucleotide messenger RNA. RefSeq names its product Aspartic peptidase A1. Gene Ontology annotation, molecular function: aspartic-type endopeptidase activity. The record is from RefSeq and is a predicted model, not a curated record. The coding region runs from base 1 to 1461 and encodes 486 amino acids. Lineage: Eukaryota; Fungi; Basidiomycota; Agaricomycetes; Agaricales; Mycenaceae. Gene Ontology annotation, biological process: proteolysis. The transcript is spliced from 6 exons.